AAGAGAUGGUUGAGAGAGGCAUCAUACCAUCGUUGGUGACAUAUAACAUAAUCUUUAAAGGGUAUUUUAUGACUCGUCAAUUGAAUGAAGUUUAGGAGUUUUUCUUAGAGAUGAAGAGGAGGAAGUGCGAGAUUGAUGUUGUUACAUACACUACUAUGAUUUAUGGGUUCGGGGUUGCAGGAGAGGUUAAGAAAUCAAAGAGGGUUUUCGAUGAAAUGGUUGGAGAGGAGGUUGUUCCAAAUGUUACUACUUAUAAUGCUCCGGUGCAUGUUUUGUGCAAGAAGGAUAAUGUGGAGAAUGCUGUCUUGGUUUUUGAAGAGAUGGUGGUGAAGGGGUGUGUGCCAAAUUCAGUUUCUUACAAUGUUGUGAUAAGAGGGUUCUGUGAUGGAGAGGGCAUUGCGGUUUAUGGCUAGAAUGGAGAAAGACGGGUGUCAGCCAAAUGUUCAAACAUAUAAUGUGGUGAUUCGGUAUUUAUGUGAUGCUGGGGAUAUUGAAAAGGGUUUGGAGUUGCUUGAGAAGAUGGGGGAUGGGUCAUGCUUGCCGAAUCUAGAAACGUACAAUGUUUUGAUUAGCGCAAUAUUUGUUAGAAAGAAAUAUGAGAAUUUGAUGGUGGCUGGAAAAUUAUUGUUAGAGAUGAUCAA
Messenger RNA from Arachis ipaensis, 641 nucleotides. NCBI's taxonomy places the organism in Eukaryota, Viridiplantae, Streptophyta, Magnoliopsida, Fabales, Fabaceae. The record is from RefSeq and is a predicted model, not a curated record.